CGCUCCUCAAACUCCAAUCAUUUUUCGUUUUGUUCUUUUUACUGUUGUUUGUAUGCUAUGCCAGUAAUCUCUUUAGUUCUUUUCUUCUUAUUUUAUUACUUGCGUUAUUGAUUGUUGAAAGUUGGUUGUUGAAUUUGAGAAAUUUAGCAGGGAUGGCUUUUAAGGUGAAGGGAUUUUCCUUUUUCUUAUGUUGAAAGCGGGAGGAUUACUAAUUUUACACUGAGAGUAAUCAUUUUCUAUGAGACUUGUCUUUGUUGUUUGAUCGUUUCACUUGUUUAUUAGUAGUUUGUUGACUAAAUUUUGAUGGGUUACCGCUAAGAAGUUUAUUGUAUUAAGGUUACUUUCUAAUGUUUUCAGGAAUCUUGAUUAAGCAAAGAUAUAUGGUGUUCAGUACUUUCUUACAUAAGUUAGUUAGGAGAAAGGAGAUGAUCAGUAUAUCUAUGAUUUGAUUAUGCAAAUGGAGUUUAUUGUAUUAAGGUUACUUCAUAGGACAUAUAGAUUAUUAGUGACUUGUGAAAUCAAUUGGUAUUAGCACAAAGUGAAUUUGUCUAAACUUUCUUAUAAGGCUGGUGUCCCCCUUUCUCUACAUUGUUGGUUCCACCAAUAUAUGGGCAGUGCAAUAUAACAAUUGGUUGGGGACUCAAUAAUCUAUUAUGUUAUGUCCAUAAAUUGUUUGAUUGGUAUUAUAGUUAAUGGUAUUAUCUAUGAUUACAUAUGGUUGUAGCUUGAAAUAUCAAUGGUUGUGUUUUGUGAGAUUUUGUAGCAAACUAGAACUUUUAUUAAGAAAAUAGGUUAGGUUGGGACAAGUAGAAUAUGCCAUUGGUUAUAUGGAAGUGAUGUUUUUUCUUGGUGGGGGAAUUAUGUUAUCCAUGAGAAUUGUUGUGACCCUUUACUUGUCCAAUGUUCAUGGAAGUGUUUUGACUCUCCAUUUUUAAAUGGAUUGUAAGAUUGGGGAGAUUUUAUGUUGGGCCUUUUGUGGUUGGACCAACAUAUUGGUUAGCUGAGUUCAAAGUUUGAACUAAACUUAAAAGUAAUGAUUUUUGAGUUCCUGCUUGUGCUUGACAUUUUAGUUUUUUAGCUUAUCCAAACACGAGCCUUCACCACGUUAUAAUUAUCCCUAGAUGAAAGGAUUGUUUGGUCAAUUGGUACCUUAGUUUUAAAAGGCCAUGAGGUGCUAAAGGUCUGUAGACUCUAGAGCCUCUAUGCGCCAAGCAAAGACGCACCCUUUGGGUCUAAAACGCCCUAAAACCGAGGAAAAAUUUAAAACUAAAAAAAAAACACAAAAAAGUUGAAUAAAGGAAAGAAAAAUUAAGAAGAAAAAAUUCACCUUAUAUAUUGUUUUUGAAUUCAAAUAUGUAGUAAUUAAUUGUAUGAGUUGUUAGAGUUAAUUGUGGAGAGAUAAGGUCUAGGGGCAAAAAAGUCAAAAAAGAUGACGACGCAAUGAAAAAGACGACGAUAAAUAACAAUGCCCUCUACUUUUAGAUGAAAAAUCCAUUCUCAUUAGAAUAUUUCAGAAGCCGUUCCGGUUUGUUGAAAUUGUAUAUUUGAUUUUUGGAUAUCUGAAAUUAAUCUUAUUUUCCUGACCAUUCCUUUAAUGAAAAUCAUGGAAAACAAUGGAGUGCUUUUUAGUCUAAGAUGAACCAAAUGAGAAAUUCUUAUUACACUCUCUAUCUCAAUUAAGGCAUUGUUCCCUGUUUACAUUUUCUUCUAUUAGUAGUUUCCUACCCUCAUUGUUGCCUAAUCUGAUAUCAUAAUUUAAGUUUUAUCCUGUGAACCCUACUAUGUGCAAUAUCUACUUGUACCCUUGUUAGUUCUUACUAUCCGAUCUUCUUCAGAUUGGGUCUGGGUCCUUGCAGACUGUUUCACCUUAAUUUGCCUUGGUUUUACCUAUUUUGGUGGAAAAGCAGCUUUUAUAUGUUUCAUAGUUCAUACAAAAUCUGUUACGCAUUAUUGAUAUGACAUAUUUAUGAUGUAUAUGUAAUUCUGUAUCACAAGUCUCUUGAAGUUUUCUGCAACAGAAGUGUAAACUGCUUGUCCGAUGAGAGCAAAAGCUGAGAGUUGGGGAAAUGAGAAUUUGUUCAUUUGAAUAGCAACUUGGGAAGUAUAAUGGUCUAAGUAUAAUGACUCAUUAAAUCUUGUAUAUUUUUAAUUUAUGUGAAGUUGCACCUAACAUUUGCUACCAAGGAAUAAAGGUAAGGUUGCAUAUUAUCCCAAUGGCGGAAUUAAUGAGGUAUCUAGAUACGGGACAGCCCUCAAUUUUUUUUUUUCAAAAACUAGUUGUAUAGAACAAGAGAAGUUAAAUGAUUUGGUAGAGUAUUGAUUAUGUUAACCAAAACAACCCAUGUACAAUUCUUAUGAAGUAUGCAACAUUUUUAUCCUUUUUUUUCUUUUGGUUUGUGGAAAGUAAGUGCUGGUCCCUGUUGUAAAAUUUUUUUGUUAUCAUUCAACAUUUCACAGAAUUCACUUCCUUAACCUAACGCAGGCCCUUUACCAUCGUCCCUUGCUCUUCCCUAACUCAAUAUUUAACAUUUCGCCUAAGUUUCUGGUGCGGUGACCACCUGAUCGGUGACAACGUGACGCCACUCAGACACUCACCAUUUUCGCCUACUGCUGUGUGCGGCUACGCCUCGUUUUUCUAGUGAUUAGACAAGAUGGUUAUCCUCCCACCAGUAAGACCUCCAAGAAUCACCGAGUUUCUGAAGCCUUACGUGUUAAAAAUGCACUUCACGAACAAAUAUGUUCAUGCUCAAGUCAUCCACUCUCCAACAGCAACUGUAGCUGCUUCUGCAAGCUCACAAGAAAAGGCAUUGAGAUCAACUAUGGCCAUCACUCGGGAUGUUGCAGCUGCGGCAAAAAUUGGAAAAAUUCUUGGCGAGCGCUUGCUGAUUAAGGACAUUCCUGCCGUGACUGUCAUCUUGACGCGAGAACAGAAGUAUCACGGUAAGAUCAAAGCCGUGAUUGAUUCUAUGAAAGAAGCUGGAGUGAAAUUACUAUAGAUUGAAGCAAAAAUAUUUUAUGGGUGAAGUUCAAUAUAAUGCCUCUAGCAGCUCUUCUUUGGAAAGAACAUAUGUUAAUCCCCAGUAAUGAUUUUGUGGGACUUAGGUUUUAGCAUGCUACCUCUUUCCCAUUUUCCGGAAUGCAUUGAAAUGAAGUCAAUGCCGCGUUUGAAAACUCUUGCCAGUUUUCAUUGUGUUGAACGAGGAAAAGAAUUAAAAUUUUUAUUAAACUUGGUGAGCGAUAUUUCUAAGAAUAACGAAGUGUUGUCAAUGUUUCAUCAUUGUUACUCGUCUAUUACCUAGAUUACUGAACUGUUGUCAAAGUUUCAUCAUUGUCACUCGUCGAUGUAUUACAACAGCCGGUGUAGGGUGUGCCUUGAAAUGUCGUCCUCCUUUCCCUUUUACAUUUGGGCAUGUCAUAAAUGGUAUGGUGUUCUCUAGAACCAUGUACGAUUAAAGUUUUCCAAAGUGUGGGAACCACCCGACCAAUAGAGUCGGAUGAUGGAUCAUGGCCAUAUUGUUAUCCAACUUAAACUGGAUAAAUUGAUUUAUAUUCUGGCUUA
This is a messenger RNA of Amaranthus tricolor (Joseph's coat), 3559 nucleotides long. RefSeq lists its product as uncharacterized. Gene Ontology annotation, molecular function: structural constituent of ribosome; 5S rRNA binding. Gene Ontology annotation, cellular component: ribosome. Bases 2652 to 2996 code for a protein of 114 amino acids. NCBI's taxonomy places the organism in Eukaryota, Viridiplantae, Streptophyta, Magnoliopsida, Caryophyllales, Amaranthaceae. The record is from RefSeq and is a predicted model, not a curated record. The transcript is spliced from 2 exons. Gene Ontology annotation, biological process: translation.